Messenger RNA from Oryza brachyantha (malo sina), 1500 nucleotides. RefSeq names its product thioredoxin reductase NTRB. Lineage: Eukaryota; Viridiplantae; Streptophyta; Magnoliopsida; Poales; Poaceae. The coding region runs from base 102 to 1097 and encodes 331 amino acids. The transcript has 2 exons. Gene Ontology annotation, cellular component: cytoplasm. Gene Ontology annotation, molecular function: thioredoxin-disulfide reductase (NADPH) activity. The record is from RefSeq and is a predicted model, not a curated record. Gene Ontology annotation, biological process: removal of superoxide radicals.
UUGGCUCGUCGCCUUCUCCGGUUCUCCCAUCUCGGUCUGACCAGUGCGGGGCAGGCAGCGUAAUUUUCAGAGACUUCGAACCGCGCCGCCGCCGCCAAGCCAUGGAGGGAUCCGCUGGGGCGCCGCUCCGCACGCGCGUAUGCAUCAUCGGCAGCGGGCCGGCGGCGCACACGGCGGCCAUCUACGCCGCCCGCGCGGAGCUCAAGCCCGUGCUCUUCGAGGGCUGGCUCGCCAACGACAUCGCGGCGGGGGGGCAGCUCACCACCACCACCGACGUCGAGAACUUCCCGGGGUUCCCCGAGGGCAUCCUCGGCGGGGACCUCAUGGACCGGUGCCGCGCCCAGUCGCUCCGGUUCUCCACCAACAUCAUCUCCGAGACCGUCACCGCGGUCGACUUCUCCGCCCGCCCCUUCCGCGUCGCCUCCGAGUCCACCACCGUGCUCGCCGACGCCGUAGUCGUCGCGACCGGCGCCGUCGCCCGGCGACUCCACUUCCCCGGGUCCGAUGCCUACUGGAACCGCGGCAUCUCCGCCUGCGCCGUCUGCGACGGGGCCGCCCCCAUCUUCCGCAACAAGCCCAUCGCCGUCAUCGGCGGCGGUGACUCCGCCAUGGAGGAGUCCAAUUUCCUCACCAAGUACGGCUCCCACGUGUACAUCAUCCACCGCCGGAACGCCUUCCGCGCCUCCAAGAUCAUGCAGGCAAGGGCUUUGACAAACCCCAAGAUUCAGGUCGUCUGGGACUCUGAGGUCGUCGAGGCCUACGGCGGCGAGGGAGGAGGCCCAUUGGCUGGUGUCAAAGUGAAGAACUUGGUUGAUGGGAAGAUCACCGACCUUCAGGUAGCCGGGCUCUUCUUCGCCAUCGGACAUGAACCGGCGACCAAGUUUCUCGGUGGGCAGCUUGAGCUCGAUGCUGAUGGUUAUGUGGCCACCAAGCCGGGCUCCACGCACACCAGUGUGGAGGGGGUCUUCGCUGCUGGGGAUGUUCAGGACAAGAAGUAUCGCCAGGCCAUUACUGCUGCCGGAUCAGGGUGCAUGGCUGCUUUGGACGCGGAGCACUAUCUGCAGGAGGUCGCAGCGCAGGAGGGCAAGGCCGAUUGACUAUCCCAGGAGGAAGCAGCCGCCAGCAUACCUAGAAGUCCAACGCUGCCGCUGCUGAAAGCUACACUCUGAACAUUAUGGGAUGGGCUGCUGUUCUGAACGCUUUUUACCGGAUUUCCGUGCCAUUUAUGAGCGUCACGUUAUUGACGUGCUGGAUAUUUAUCUGUAUUUACGCUGAAGACGUUGUAUUGUUUGCGGAUAUCCGCAUUUUCUGCACUUCUUGAUGAUUGAGUUAUUAUAGUGCCGUUUCUAGUGAGUACCAAACUAAGGAAUGAAUUGUGUAUUAUGAAGAAUCCCCAAUGCUUGUGAUAAGAUGGGUAUCACCACUAGUCUGUUUAUUUAGAUACCGUCCUUUUUAAGUGUAACUUGGCACCUUUGGUACCUAAUUACUCUUUUUCUGCAA